AUGGCAAAUAGUGGACCAUCUCUCGAUUGGGCAAUAUCGCAAGGUGCAAAUGCAAUCGAAAGUGAUCUUCAUUUCGAUAAUAACGGAGACCCUACACAUUUUGACCAUGGUGGUAUUUGCGAUUGUAUCUGUGCUGUUGAUGACAACCAUAUAUGUAAUACUGUUCAGACUGAAUGUGAAGGGCUUGGAGCUAGUGAAAAUGCCAUAACUCAUGUGCAACAUAUUGCGCGACUUCGAAGUGUUGCUCUUGUUUUUAUCGAUUCCAAAGUGGAUGCGAAUAUGGGAGCUACACUCACUAAAGCUGGCUCUGCCAUCAUUCCUUUCUUAGACAAAUAUCUUUUUGCCAAUGGUUACCAAGGACAAGUCAUAAUUUCAUCAGCAAAAAUUGACACAUAUAAUUACCUUCGAGCAGCAGCAACGACAUCAAAGUCUUCACCAAAUAUGGCACGUUAUUUCUUCACAUUCGAUCAAGAGGCUGAUAAUUAUGCUGGUGUGAUGACAAUACUUUCUCGUUUUACAAACAAUCGAGUCUACGGAACUGGUAGUUCUUCUUGUAUUUGGACAACAUUUUAUUCUGGUAUAAAAGCUAGUGUUGCAGGUGAACGAAAUGGUGAACAUGGUAUGACAUACAUUUGGACUUUAGACAAGAAAUCAUCCAUGCAAGAAUACAUAAAUCUCGGUGUGCAAGGGAUCAUGACAAAUCGAGUUGCUUCACUUAAAAAUUUAACAAUUUCAAUGGAUUUAAAAAUUGCUCAGCCUUCGGAUACUAUUCCUAUUUCGAUUACUCCUAUUUCAUCAAAACAUGAAUGUGAUUGUGACUAUCAGCAUGAUGGUUGUGUAAUUUCAAUGCCUCCACCAAAGAAUACAGCAUGUAAAUGUACUAAACGAUUGUUGGGUUGCGAUGGUAGUGUUGUUCCAUGCAGUAAUCCGGAUAGCCCAUAUUGUGUUGAUCCUGAUUUGUCUUCUGAUACGUGCGCUUUAGGUGGUGGCAAUUGUAAAGGAUAUCAGAGCUGUGAUUGUCAAUAUGUCUUCAAAGGAUUGUUUAAACCAAGUGGCUGUAAAAUCAUCAAAGCCACGAUUUCCAAGUUUGCCUGUAGAUGUCAGCAUGAGAGUGCCCUGAGUUGUUCUGGUUAUCCCGUACCAUGUGAUACUUCAAACUCAAAAUGCGUCAAUCCUGAUCGAUCGAAAGAAUCUUGCAUGUUGGGUGGAGGCAAUUGUAAUGGAUAUUAG
Messenger RNA from Rotaria sp. Silwood1, 1230 nucleotides. The record is from the annotation of a GenBank genome assembly. NCBI's taxonomy places the organism in Eukaryota, Metazoa, Rotifera, Eurotatoria, Philodinida, Philodinidae.